UAACAUCCAACAUGGAGCAUGGUUAUAGUGGAUGAUGCAUCGCCAAGUCCCGAGAGCCCCGAGUAGGGUUCGAACCAAUAGUGUGUCAAUAGUGCAAAAAUUAGAAACGUCUGAUUCUGCCUCCCCAUUAUCCACGUACACGUUUGCCGAUGCAAACUUCGUGAAGUGCUAUACUCAAGCAUACAAUCAUAGCCGCAAUGGACCUAAUAACAUGUCGCCUUGGUCAAACGGACUUUAGCUCGGUUGACUGCGAGUCAGCGCUGAAGGGCCAGAAGCUGCCGGAGAACCUAGGACACCUGACUGUGCGGCUUUGCCUAAUUAGCGGAAUCCGUCAUCACCUAGCCUUUGCCCGCUCACUCGAGGUCACGGAUCUGUGUCGCACGACGGGGCAGGAGAUCUUUGCGCGCGCCCGUAAUGCGCGCCUCAUUAUGAGCGACGAGGUGCCUGGCAGUGAACUGAUGGGCAACAAGGCGUUCUAUCCCUACUGCAUCUGGCAUCCUGAUGUGGCCAGCGAAGGAACCUACCGGAAGCUCGCCGCCGCCUGUCCCGACAUGCGAUACCAGGUCGGCCGGGCUUGCGCGGUGGCUGGUUACGACCAGCUGUAUCGCGAGCUCGAUUUGCUCCCCGACCCUUGCAUCGCCGAGGAAGCGCGGGAGGCGAGUCGCGACAGUGACGGAUCUCGGCACAUCUUCGAGCAGAUCAUGGCUGCGCCCCUGCGCUAUAGCGUCAUGAACGACUACGACCUCACGGUCGAGCUAGACAGGCCCAAGCCUGGCGCUUUUCUCAACGCCGAUACGGCCGUGCGUGCCACACUCAAGGAACGCCAGGUAUUUGCACCGUUUUUUAGAUCGAAGAGAUACUUCAAUAUCAACGAGGACUGGGGCAUCGGCCCGGAGACUGUGAAGCUUGAGAUAGCCAGGCUCACUGACGAUGAGGCCGACCUGCUCGUAUCCCCGCUGCCGUUCGAUCUCCCGACCAUGACCAAAGAUCUGCUGAUCCUAAUGUCCGCCUGCGAGGGCAACGUCGAUCGCUACGUACGCCUCCGCCGCAAAGGCCGCAGCGUGCAGUAUGAGGUGCAAUGUCUAAUACCUGGCAUCUAUCGUAGCACAGCCAUGGCGUUCUGGCUAGAUCGCAAUCCAGACGUCAUGCACGAGGUCGCGGCUGUAUGUGACGAGGACUUGGUCGUGGAACUGCGGAGAGGUAUUUACGCACGCCACAUCAUGAACAAUGCUACGCACCACCUCUUGGAUGCUGAUCCGCCUGUCCCCGACGACGAGCUGCCAUACUGGAUUUGGUAUCCGACUAUACCAUCACCCUACACUCUAUGUAAGCUUGCAGAGGCGCGGCCGGCCAUGCGUCCGCAGUGUGUGCGAGCUUGCAUCGCCGGCGACUACUGCGAGGCGUACACCAAAAUCAUGGACAUGCCUGACCCCAACACCGACAUGCCCGUCGACCCAGACGACACAGACGACCCAGACGAACAUAUCCCUCUACCGGCGGAUAGCUUCCUCAUCACGGAGGCCGAAUCUAGCCGAUUCCGGGACUUCUUCCUGCAAGACAUGGAGCAGCGCCGGGAGGAGCGAGGGCUCAAGCCACAGUUUAAUAAGCACGACGAUUGGAAGAUACUGUCCCCGUGGCAUUGCGGGGACCCUAGCAGCACUAUACUGUAUGGGAGUCUACCUGAUCAAUAG
This is a messenger RNA of Pseudogymnoascus verrucosus, 1691 nucleotides long. RefSeq lists its product as uncharacterized. The transcript is spliced from 3 exons. Lineage: Eukaryota; Fungi; Ascomycota; Leotiomycetes; Thelebolales; Thelebolaceae. The record is from RefSeq and is a predicted model, not a curated record. Bases 198 to 1691 code for a protein of 497 amino acids.